Chaetura pelagica (chimney swift) is the source of this 1275-nucleotide messenger RNA. It is a transcript of the gene SKA3, whose product is annotated as spindle and kinetochore associated complex subunit 3. Gene Ontology annotation, biological process: chromosome segregation; mitotic cell cycle. Gene Ontology annotation, cellular component: spindle microtubule; outer kinetochore. NCBI's taxonomy places the organism in Eukaryota, Metazoa, Chordata, Aves, Apodiformes, Apodidae. The record is from RefSeq and is a predicted model, not a curated record. Bases 118 to 1275 code for a protein of 385 amino acids. The transcript is spliced from 8 exons.
GAUGAACCUUCAAUAAGAGUCUUACAUGACCUCCAUUGUGAAAUCAGGACUCUGAAGGAAGAAGUUAAUGCCAGUCUUGGUAAGAGUUUUUCUGAAAAACAAGCAAUUCAUGACUUUAUGAAGGCAAGUGAAAUACUGAUGCAAAGAAAUGCAGCAGAUCUUGGAAAAAUAAGAGAGCUGUUCCAGAAAUAUGGCUACAAACCACAUUUCAAAGACCUUACAGAAGAGAAGAAAGAAGCUGUUAACAGUGAUUCAGUGGUGUCUGUCCAGAGCAAAUCUGAGGAAGAAAAAUCAGAUGAUGUGCCUCAGCUUCCUGCUUCUGCUGAGAAGCCACUGGUGCCCAAGGACCCACUGCGUAACCCCCAGCUUGCUGAUUUUGGCCUUUCACAAUAUGCUUUCUCCAGGCCUUGGAGUGCAGUGAAAGGGCAACAUGCAACGAAUGUACCUCAAGAAAAUGCAAGCAGCAGGACUCCCGUGAAAACACAGACCCCCCAUACUUUGCCAAAAACACCAAAAUGUGUGCUAAAGAUGGAUGAUUAUGAGUGUAUAACACCAAAACUUGAACACUUUGGCAUUAGUGAACAUACCAUGUGUAUGAAUGAAGAUUAUACUAUGUCACUUAUUCGUAAAACCGUUCAAGCAAGCAAGUUGGUUAAAAAAGAUGGUAAUGAAGUGAAUAUACCAGAAAUGACAGCCAGAAAAAUCACUCCUCAGCCAAAACAAAAAGUGACAACUGAGAAUGCACCUGACUGGAUGACUUCUCCUAUGGUAUUGGUGUUCUGUACUCCUGAGGUGACUAUCUCUACCAGAAAAAACAGUAAAGCACAAUCAAGGUCACCAGAGCCAAAUGAACUGCCUUUUCCCAGCCACACCAGAACACCACAGGUUCCAGAUUUUGAAACAAGAUGGCUAAAAACUGAAGCUAAGGUACAGGUGGAAAAGAUUGAGUCUGUGACAAAGAAUGAUGCAACAGACAAUAACCAAUACAGAGGAAAUAACCUUACUUUUGCUGUGAGCUCUGAUGAGUACCUUAAACAUUUUGGAGACCCUUCUCCUCCUGAAAUAAAACACUAUGACCAGUUACUCAAUACUCCUCCACCUCCAGAAAUAACAAGGAUACCAGAUGAUAUUCUACAGAUUCUGUCCAAGUAUAACCAUAAAGCAGAUGCUUCUAAAGCCAAGGAAACAGAGACAAAGGGAGGGAAUACUACAAGAUAUGAAAGUGACUUCACUGAUUACUGCAACAAAGAGAACAGGCUAACCACAAAGCUCUAA